This is a messenger RNA of Pelagomonas calceolata, 2350 nucleotides long. The record is from the annotation of a GenBank genome assembly. Lineage: Eukaryota; Pelagophyceae; Pelagomonadales; Pelagomonadaceae.
UAUCAUUAUUCAUUCCUGCGGCACAGCUGGUGCCAAAAAAAGCGCUCCAAGCACAGCACUUGCGCACCUGGGCUGCUCUCAACCAACACAGCACGACGAUGAGCCUCGACGACGACUUCUGCGUCGCCAUCGCGCACAACGGCACGAUCGAAGGGACGACAGAACACCUCGACUUAAAAACGCGGUGCUACGACGAAGCGCUGCAGUGCGAGCGCCUGGAGGAGCUGAAACGUGAUCUAGAGUUCGUCGCGAGCCCGCUUGUCCCGCAGGACACCUUCUGGCUCGGCGCGGGCGAGAGCCCGCGCUGCGCGCUCGAAGCCGUGGCCCUGGAGAUUUUUAGAAAGCACGCCGCAGCGUCGCCGCAUGCCGCGGACCCCAAGUCCGGCGUCGAGUGGUGGGCCCAGGUCAAGGACCCGACGGCAAACCAAGAAGCGGCACGGGAGGUUUGCUUCCACUGGGACAAGGACGAGCAGGCGCACACGCUGCACGGCAUGUACGUCUUCCCGCAGCUCGCGACGGUGACGUACCUUUCUGAGGGGGGCGCGCCGACGGUGGUCCUCGACAAGCGACCGGACUCGUUCACGGGCGCCAUCGCCGACGGCCCCGUCGACGCCGCGGCGGCGUGCGCGCCGCGCGUCGGCCGCCACCUCGUCUUCGACGGGCGUUGUUUGCACGCGGCGCCGCGGGCUCUCACUACGAGCGGAGGAGGCAAGCGCUACACGUUCCUCGUCAACGUGUGGCUGGGCCACCGGCCGAGCGGCAUCCGGCCCUUCCCGGCGGCGGCGCUCGACAAGCUCACGCGCGACGGCGCCUCGAUGCGCUUCGGCGCCGCGACGACGCCGACGCCGGACGAAUGUUCGCGGGUAGCUACCUUGUCGUUCCCGCUGGCGCGCUCCGGCACGCGACACGUCGUGCGGAUGCGAAGCCCUAUGAGCGGUCACGACUUCGUGGACCUUGGCUCGUCGGCCGUGGCAUACGUGGAGGUCCGCGUCGACGAAACACCCGCCGUCGACGGCGCUCGUAGUACUAGAGCCGCCGCCGACGCCCUCGACGCGUGGCACGCGGCCUGCGCGCGCGGCGACGGCGACGCGCUCGAGGCCCUCGCGGCGGACGCGUUCGUCUUCUUCGGCACGGCGGCCGAGGAGCGGUGGGCGCGCGACGCCUUCCUCCAGUACGCGCGUCAGAGAUUCGCCACGGGGAACACGUGGGCCUACACCGUCGUCGCGCGGCGCUGCGACGAAGUGAGCGACGGCGUGGUCGCGUUCGACGAGGUGCUGAACAACGCGAAUCUCGGCCGGUGCCGGAGCACGGGCGUCAUAAUUGGCGGGAAGCUGGCUCAAUACAAUCUGUCGCUGCCGGUGCCGAACGAGCUGAUUCUCGGCGUGGUGGAGAAGAUAAGGCACACGAUCGAGCUGCUCCACGUCGACGCGUCGCUCGUCGUCGUGAAUAAGCCGCGGGACCUCUUGUCCGUGCCGGGCCGCCACCCCGACGCGCCGGCGCCGACGAAAAAGCGGAAGCGCGCCGGCGAGUACUGGGAGGAGGCGCUGGCGCGGGCGCGCGACGAAGCUUCUGCCGAGUCGCUCGCGGGCCGCCUCUUGAACGGCGUGGGCUCGCUGGCGUCGAUCCCGCGGCGCGAGGACAAGUUCCGGGCCCACGUGCAGCGGGCGCGGGGCCGCGUCGGCGCCGUCGACGACGCGGCCGUCGGGACGCUGUGGCGCGAGCUCGACGACGCGGCCAAGGCGCUGGCGGCGCCCGACAACGAUGAAGAGGCGCCGAACGCGCUGGCCCUCGCGCGCGCCGCGGCGGGCGACCGCGACCUGCGGCCCGUUCAUCGUCUUGAUUAUGAGACUAGCGGCGUCCUGGUCUUCGCGCGCACCACCGCCGCCGCAUCAGCGCUGUGCGCCGCCUUCCGCAAGUCGACGGACGGCGACGCCGGCGACACGCGGAAGACGUACGUCGCGCGCGUGGCCGGGCGGCUAAGUGGCAGCGGCGAGUGGACGGCCGCCAUCACGGCGGACGCUGUAGCACGGCAAAAGGACGGCAAGCCGCGGUACCGCGCGGCGGAAGAAAGUGAAGAGGGCGCGAAGGGCGCCCGCACGCGCUGGGAGGCCCUGGAGAGCGGCGACGAGACGUCGCUGCUCCGGCUCGAGCCGCUCACGGGCCGGUCACACCAGCUCCGCGUCCACUGCCUCGCGGCGGGGCACGCCAUCGUCGGCGACCCGCUCUACGCGACACCGGGCGGCGGUUUAUGUCUGCACGCGGCGUCGCUCGCGCUGCCGCAUCCGGAGACUAGCGAGCGCGUGACGUUCGAGGCGGGGCGGCCGUUUGUUUAACUUGUCAUACUUAUAAA